Daucus carota subsp. sativus is the source of this 2486-nucleotide messenger RNA. RefSeq lists its product as uncharacterized. Bases 394 to 2076 code for a protein of 560 amino acids. The record is from RefSeq and is a predicted model, not a curated record. Lineage: Eukaryota; Viridiplantae; Streptophyta; Magnoliopsida; Apiales; Apiaceae. The transcript is spliced from 10 exons.
AUACAUACAUGUGUAUAUAAUUAUGAAUAUUAUCUGCAUUUCUCUCUCAUCAGCAGUGUUGUCAUUCUCUCUCCUAAACUUUAUGAAACUUUUUUAAAACUUUGCUUCCUUUUUCACAAGCAAAGCCUGAAACACAACAAAACAUAAAUAGGGUUUCAAGAACUCAACUAUAGCUCUUAACUUUGGAUUGAUUUGGGGCAUUUAUGAAAUACCCAUUUGUUAUUUCACUCGGUUCCCUCAGAGUUGGUGAUAUUGUUUUAUGAUGCUGAGUCAAUGGUGCUGGAGAUGGAGAAUUUUUCGGAAUCUUGGUGAUGGGUUUAGGUAGUAGGAUUUUUAGAUCUUGUAGAUUUAGCAGUUGACAUUGGGGGGUUGAAGUGAUUUCAAGAAUUCGAGAUGAUGGAGGAUAUUGGGCUUGUUAGUCAAGGGUGGAAAUGGUUACAAUCAAAGAAGCAUUUUUACUCGGUUGCCCAAACUUCGGCUACUUGUUUCAGGGACAAAAUAGGGAUUUUCUUUGAGCGGCAUUGGCCAGUGGUUUGUUGUGUUUGUGCAAGAAUAGCGACGGUUCUGCAUUUCUUGUUGAUUCAUUGGAAGGAUUGUUUUGUUCGGGGAUUUUGGUCUUUUGUUGGGCUAGGUUCAGCAGCUUUGCUUGUUAUAAUGUGGAGCUGCUUUAUCAGUUUGACAUCUAUGUCUUGCCUUGUCUACGCACUUCUUAGUAUGGGGGUUGCUGGGGUUGCCAUCCAAUAUUUGGGUUACACUCCUGGAAUUUUUAUUGCAGGGCUCUGUGCUAUAUUAGUUUUGUGGAUGUAUGCUAACUUUUGGAUCAUGGGUACAUUAUUUAUAGUUGGAGGUUAUUUGUUUUCCUUGAACCAUGCUCGCUUGGUUGUCUUAAUUGCUACUAUCUAUGCCCUCUAUUCUGUAAAGGUUCGAGUAGGAUGGCAUGGUGUUGUUGUAUCAAUAAGUCUCUCCUUUCUCUCUAAUGACUUGUUAAAUUAUGUCCUUCAAUGGUGUGAUAAUUUGCGUGAAAGCACGCACUUUGAGGAGAACAAAGAAUCAGUGCCAUUCAGUGAUGACGACUUUGUGGAAGAUUGCGACUAUUCUACUCCUACUGACGAAGAUGAAAAGGUUCAGUCUUCUAAAUCUUCUAGCACUAAAUCAUCACCGAGCACAACUACUCCCACCCCACCUGUUGUCAAAAAGCAUACGGAAACUUCUGCUACUCAUAUCGUGAAAGAAGUGGUGAAUUCUCCGGAGGAGAUGAAAAGAAUUUUGGGAAGCUUGGAUCAUUAUGAAGCACUUGGAUUAUCUCGAGUCAAUAAAAUUGAUGCUCUUCUGUUGAAGAAGGAGUAUCGGAAAAAGGCCAUGCUUGUGCAUCCUGAUAAAAACAUGGGAAGCCCGCUGGCAAGUGAAUCAUUUAAGAAACUUCAAUGUGCAUAUGAGGUUCUUUCUGAUUCUACGAAGAAGCGAGAUUAUGAUGAACAACUGAGAAAAGAAGAAUAUAAGAGUGUUGCACAGAAAUCUCCUGAUAUUCCUCAUCAGGGUCGCUCGGACUACUGUUCUGAAGAGUCUAGACGUAUACAGUGCACUAAAUGUGGCAAUUCACACAUAUGGGUUUGCACCAAUAGGGCCAAGACAAUGGCAAGAUGGUGUCAGGAUUGCUGUCAGUACCACCAAGCUAAGGAUGGAGAUGGAUGGGUUGAAUACAGAGGUUCUCUAGUGUUCAAUCGGCCCCAAAAGGUGGAGAUUCCACGUGCAUUUGUCUGUGCUGAAAGCAAGAUAUUUGACGUAUCAGAAUGGGCUAUCUGUCAGGGAAUGGCUUGUAGACCAAAUACCCAUCGUCCAAGUUUUCAUGUAAACAUGGUUGGAUUGGAGAAAUCAAAUCAGAGAUCCAACUCAAGCAGAUAUCCUUGGGAUUUGGAUGCUGAGAUGAUGGAUGAAGAGGAAGAUUUUGAUAUUUGGCUUCAGCAAGCCCUUGCCUCAGGUUUAUUUUGUGAGACGUCGAAACAACGCAGAAAGAGCUGGAGUCCCUUCAAGUUACCCCAGAAGAAAGGAAAGAAGCCUUGGAAAAGAUCACCGUGAUUGUUACAGAGGUGAUCAUAACAAAUUUCACGUUUGCCUGGACCCGACAUCCUACAGCAGAGAUGUUAAAGAGACAAAAUUUGACUUGAACAGACGUCAUGUAUCAAAAUUUUUGGUCAUUCAUCAACCGGGAAGGCUGGAGAGCUGGAGAGUAAAAAUAACUAGUUUUACUCGGAUUACAAGCGGAUCAACAGCUUCUGUACAUAGUUGUGUUUCAUGUGAGUCGCGACAAGGCACUCCGUGUUGUGGGUACUGAGUUUUGUCAAUUUUUCCAAGGCAAGUUAACCUUGUUGUACAAAACUGUGCUGACACUGAUUUAUGUUGAAAUACAUUUUUCGGACUCGUUGAGUUGCUUUGAUAUGCAGUUAUAGCAAUAAAGAUAUGAGAAAAGAAAGAGUAUUCACAUUCAA